GCUGGUCACCGCCAGAUGCUUUCAAAAGUGAGGUUUUUGACGUGACCGAGAAUGAAGAGGAGUAUGAGCGCUUCGAUGGAGUAAGUCGACUGAUGAGGAUCACCCAGACCGGCGAGCGCCUGAUGAUUUUGAGCCAUCAGAUGAUGACGA
Durusdinium trenchii is the source of this 150-nucleotide messenger RNA. Lineage: Eukaryota; Dinophyceae; Suessiales; Symbiodiniaceae. The record is from the annotation of a GenBank genome assembly.